Salvia hispanica is the source of this 738-nucleotide messenger RNA. RefSeq names its product BTB/POZ domain-containing protein At3g56230-like. The record is from RefSeq and is a predicted model, not a curated record. Lineage: Eukaryota; Viridiplantae; Streptophyta; Magnoliopsida; Lamiales; Lamiaceae. Gene Ontology annotation, molecular function: protein binding.
AUGGACAGAGGCAUACUCUUGUUGACCAAAAAAAUUGAAAAUGAUAAAUCCACCAACAAUAAUCUACCUUCUUCAUCAAAUUCCUGUAAGGGAUUUGUAAACGCCUUGAAAUUGAUGGAUGAGAUGAAUCGGGACAUGAAUCAGCAGAAGUUGCUAAGUGAGAAGAUAACUUAUUUAAGUGGCUUUGCUAACGCUUUGAGGGAUCAAAUCCAUACCGAUAUUCAAAUCGUGCCCGGUGGUGACAACGAGCCCUCGAUACCCUCUCAUAGAGCGUUAUUGGCAACACUAUCGACAAUAUUUCGAAACAUGCUGGAUUCGGACCAAUGCAAAGCUCCGGUGAAUAAAACGAUAACGCUACCGGAGCUGUCUCGUGAGGAACUAGAUGCACUACUCGAGUUCUUGUACAGUGGAAGUCUUCCAAAAGAGAAGAUGGAGAAACACGUUUUCUCGUUGGCGGUCGCUGCAGAAAAAUACGAGAUCCCUUUCUUGCAGAAGUUUUGUGCAAAUGAGAUGCUUGGAUCACUGAAUGCAUCCAACGCUCUUGAUAUCUUGGAAAUAUCCGACACUAGCUCCAACCAAAACCUUAAAGAAACAACCCUGAGCUUCAUUGUAAGAAACAUGGAUGAAAUAGUUUUCUCUUCCUCCCACGAUGCCUUCGCGAUCAAGAAUCCUCAUCUAACUACACAGAUCACAAGGGCAUCCCUCACGGAUAUUAAAAAGAGAAUAACUGGUGUUUAG